Molecule: messenger RNA, 1269 nt
Organism: Suillus discolor
Lineage: Eukaryota; Fungi; Basidiomycota; Agaricomycetes; Boletales; Suillaceae
Exons: 8
Coding region: 1-1269 (422 amino acids)
Source: RefSeq, a predicted model, not a curated record
AUGUCGCACGCCGAGAGCACCACACCGGACACCGAGAACCAACAGGAUGACAGCGGCAACGUCGGAGACAUGCAGAAUAAGCAUUGGGAACCUUUUGCAACAAACUUGUGCGACCAACCGUCCGCACAGGCAGCAUCUGUGCAGGCUCGCCAGAGACGUAGAAUCGCCCAGUUGGAGGAGAAGCUAGAGGCCCUCGAGUCGGGGCGUGCGGUCAAAGAGAAGCAAGCAAACUAUUACACAUCUCAAGGAAGGGCAAUCAGGCGUGUUGUCGUUCUAUUCGAUAACGUUGAGGACCUCGUUGCUGAAAACGAUCGAAGAUAUGAAGAUGAAAACGAAGAUCAUACUAUCGACCAAGAUCGGCUACAGGCAGGGAAGGGGGCGGAAAUGGAGUACGACGAGUACACGCACAUGUUGAAAUUGCUUCGGCAGGGGGCUGACAGUGCUCGAGGUGACGAUACCUCGAAGCUCAAGGCUCUUGUUGCCGAAUGGGUUAAUCGGGAUCUCAAGCCAGAAUUCCCGCUCGAUUCCAACGACAAACAUACCCGUGGAUUCUCCAACGACGCGUGCGGCAGGUUACUCUGCCCUGCCGAACUGGAUUGGAACAACCCAGUGCAAGUAGUACUUUUGAGAUUUCGAGAAAAAUGCUCACUUUUCACCAGGGUGCGGACGGGCAUUCGAGAUCGCUCAGAGGGCUGUAUCGUGACGGAUCUUUCCUUUCCGGCCUACCUGUACGAUAACUAUACUGCCAACCCGGAUGAUCUGGAGGAGGAUUUGUUCAAGAGCAAAAUACUUCUUCAGGGGUACAAAGCCGUGUUCACGUCACCUUCCUCAGCAAAAGAUGGGGAGGGUGAUGGGGAUGGCGCCGAUGUCAUCCAGAACAACAGACGCGCCAAGAAGUCAUUCAACGGAGUUAGUAAGGUCAAAAAACACGUCGCUCAAAUCAUCAAUAUGAGAAAGGUCACUCCUCGCUCGAUCGCGUACAUCGCGUGCCUACUUCGAUUCUCACUUUCUUCGGUGACAUCAUGGCGGUCCAUUGAUGGCGACUUUGACUAUGCUCAAUUCUGGUGUACUAUCAUUGAUUUCUUUGAAAGGCCCCCUGGUCGAGGUGCGCGGCGCAGGGUUGAUAAGCUGCUCGAGUGGUGGAAUAGGAAGAUUUUUGGACGGAGCCAACGUAACGACAUCAGCGAUGCGGCAAAGGCCAGCCUGUCCGUCAAUGCUCUUGCAAAGCAGAGGGCACAGCGCGAUGAUGCGGCUUUUGACUCGGCCUAG